CUUAAAAGUUAAAACCAAAACAGUGAUCGUUUUGCAAAAGACUUUCAAGGGCCAGUGCAUCCGCAAAGAGUAAAUAAAAACGAGGCUACACUAGCUCCAGGUGACAGAAUUGUGAACUAAAGCUAAAACUAGGGCACGCACUUACAUACAUAUCAUUCCUCUGUUACUCUAUCUAAUAAAAAAUUAAUUAGAAACUUGCAAAAUUAACAAUACCAAAUCGGAAAUUUAAUAAUGCAUUUGGAUUGGAUUUUACAAAAUGUAUUGUUAACUGAACUGCUUUAAAUUGGUAUAAAUUGAUUAUUAAAUAAUUGAAAGAGAGUUUAUAGUGUUAAGAUUAUCAACUUAUAUACAAAUAAAAAAACAGAUAGUCUCUUGUAUUUUUUAAAUUAACUAAGAUCCGUGGAUGACUACGAAUUAAAUUUUUUUAAUUUUGGAUUCACAUCAUUUUCCAUGGUGUCGAAUAGAUGGCAGUGAGAGCACGACAAUUGAAAAAGCGACGUGACAUUUCACAUUUCAGAAACUCGGAAGAAAAACAAAUCGGUAGACUCUUCAGAGUUCAGAGUCCCUUAUCGCUUGUUGAAGAAGCUGUUCUUGUACGCCAUGGAAACGAAAGAGGAGGAGGUUGUAGAAAACGCUAUGACUUUCAUAGCUAGAAUAUUCAACGAAAUUAUCAGUAGCCCGCUAAAUUUGGCUCUUUUGGGCGCCAUCGGAUAUGUCGCUUACAAAAUUGUUGCCACUCAAAUGGAAGAGAGAAAAGUUAAACCCGAAGAACCUCCUUUACCGAAGCUUAGAAAACAAGACAUGACUAUGGAGCAGCUAAAACAGUACAAUGGAACUGGACCUGAAGGCAGAGUUUUGGUAGCUGUCAAUGGGAAAGUCUUUGAUGUCACCAAAGGUAAACGUUUCUACGGUCCUGGCGGUCCUUACGCAGCAUUUGCCGGACGGGAUGCUUCUCGUGGUCUUGCCACCUUUUCAGUUGCUGCAUCUGAUGACUUUGAUGAUCUGGCUGACCUCACCCCUGUUCAAAAAGAAUCUGUAAAAGAAUGGGAAACACAGUUCACUGAAAAAUACGAAUAUAUCGGGCGACUAUUGAGACCCGGAGAAUUGUCGCGAAACUACUCAGAUGGAGAAACAGAAGGGGAAAGUAGCGAGGAAGAAGAGGACGCAGCUUCAUCUCGGCCGAAAGCUGAAUAAAAGACCAUCAGUGAUUUUCUUACCAUGUGUAUAGUUGGUGUAUUUUUAUUGUCUUUGAGAAAAGGUGAAAUUGUGCCCUCAAUUUUCCAUCUCAUAUUUCUUGCUUCUUUAAAAGGAUUCAGAGUAAAAAUUUGGCAGUUAAAUAGCUGUUCUACACAUUUCAAGCUUAUUUUUUCAUAACUCUUUAGUUUGAAAAUUAUUUUGUUCAUUUGUGUACUAGGUCCAUAAUAAAAGGUGCCAUUGUUUGAUGCACACUAUA
Daphnia pulex (common water flea) is the source of this 1453-nucleotide messenger RNA. Its product is annotated as membrane-associated progesterone receptor component 1-like. The record is from RefSeq and is a predicted model, not a curated record. Gene Ontology annotation, cellular component: membrane; endomembrane system. Bases 601 to 1194 code for a protein of 197 amino acids. NCBI's taxonomy places the organism in Eukaryota, Metazoa, Arthropoda, Branchiopoda, Diplostraca, Daphniidae. The transcript is spliced from 4 exons.